AUGUCAAAGGGUCGUGUUUGUCUCGCCUACUCCGGAGGCUUGGACACUAGCACCAUCUUGAAGUAUCUUUGUCUUGAAGGAUACACCGUUGUUGCCUGCGCCAUCGACGUCGGACAAGAGGAGAACUGGGAUGAAGUCAAGGAGAAAGCACUCGCCGUAGGCGCGGAGAGGAUGAUUGUCCGAGACUGCCAAAAGGAAUUCGUAGAGGAGAUCGUUUGGCGUGCCGUCCAGUGCAACGCCAUCUAUGAGGACCGAUACCUUCUUGGAACGAGUCUGGCUCGUCCUGUAUUGGCUCGCGAGCUGGUUAAAGUCGCCAAGGAGUUCAACUGCGAAUAUCUGAGCCACGGAUGCACUGGCAAGGGAAAUGACCAAGUCCGAUUUGAGCUUGCCUGGCAUGCGCUGGCACCUGGCAUCAAGAUCAUCGCCCCUUGGAGGGACUCCGCUUUUAUCGCCAAGUUCCAGGGCCGCGCAGAUCUCCUCGAGUACGCCAGGGUCAACAACAUCCCUGUUUCAUCCACCCCCAAGGCUCCUUGGAGCAUGGAUGAGAACCUCGUACAUUUGGAGGACCCCAACGCAGCACCUCCCAAGAACAUGUGGAAGAUGACCGUUGACCCCCUCGAUGCACCUGACAAGCCAUACCACUUCUCUAUUGACUUUGAGAAGGGUAUCCCUGUCAAGGUUACAACCGAGGAUGGCAAGGUGGCAACUGAGUCUGUUGAGUUGUACAAGUUGCUAAACAAAAUUGGCCAUGACAAUGGCCUAAAGAGUCGAGGAUGCUAUGACACACCCGCCGGCACAAUCCUACGCCUGGCUCAUAUCGAUCUUGAAGGUCUCACUCUUGACUCCAAGGUUCGCGAGCUCCGUGACACAUUCGUCACUACAGCAUGGAGUCGCCAACUUUACAAUGGCAUGUAUUUCUCUCCCGAGCGUGAAUUCACCGAGAAAUCCGUCAUUGCUGCCCAAGAUGGAGUUAACGGCACCGUCAAGUUGAUGGCCUACAAGGGCAACGCCUACACUGUCGGCCGCAGCAGCGAGACCAGCAACCUCUACAGCGAGGAAGACGCCUCGAUGGACUCGCUGGACACCUUCAGCCCACUGGACACGACCGGAUUCAUCGCUAUCCAGGCCAUCCGACUGAAGAAGUACGGCGAGGCCAAGAUUGCUUCCGGCAACUCCCUCAUUUAA
Clonostachys byssicola is the source of this 1185-nucleotide messenger RNA. The record is from the annotation of a GenBank genome assembly. NCBI's taxonomy places the organism in Eukaryota, Fungi, Ascomycota, Sordariomycetes, Hypocreales, Bionectriaceae.